Suillus subaureus is the source of this 1088-nucleotide messenger RNA. RefSeq lists its product as uncharacterized. Bases 151 to 1017 code for a protein of 288 amino acids. The record is from RefSeq and is a predicted model, not a curated record. Lineage: Eukaryota; Fungi; Basidiomycota; Agaricomycetes; Boletales; Suillaceae. The transcript has 3 exons.
GGCACGUGAUCAUAACGCGUUCAAAUUAACUCACGAUCACUUGACUUCGACCUUUCUCCUACAUACUUCCGAUAAUUUUUUUUGCGAUUGCCCGCCAUACAUCCCACACACAUAUAUCGCUACACUAUAAUUUUGCCACAACUCAGUAUUAUGCUUACAGUCAUUUCUGCAUUUCAAGCCAAACGGGCGGGACGCCUCUUCGUGCACACGGCCACCCUUUCAAUGUCCUUUGAGCCUCUCGCGCGGCGCUGCUACAGAGGCUCACUCGCCGUUUUCAAAACGCCUUUGAAUAUAACACUAUUCGUUGUGAUCGUCUUUAUCCAGCUCGCCCUCAACGCUUACGGGUACUUCAAGAAGAAUAACGGUCAAGAGGCCAAAGACAAGAAUACAAACCGGAGCUCAUGUACUCAGUUUGACUCGGAGAGGUUUGAAGCGGAUGUAUCAGUCAACAAGGAAGACAGAGAAGACCCUCUUGACGAGGGAAGUUCUCGGAACAUUCACCCAUCCCUGGAAUUGCAACUGUCGGCUGUAAGGUUAGCGUCUACAUUCAUAGCCCCCCUGACUCGUGAAGACUCGAGCGUAUAUCUCGAUUCCGCGACAAGCACUCGCACGCGUCGUAUCCGUCGGCUCGUAUCCCACAUCAAGCUGCGCCCCGCCAAAGAAGAACCAGUCCACUUUCACGACAAGAAGAUUCCAAAAAUCAACUCGGAGUAUCGUAGGAGUCAAACGCAGGAAGAAGAAGCUCUGGUACAAGACUCAAGCCGGACCCGGAUACUACGGAUUUCAAACCAGCCGCUGGUUCAGCAGGUGACUCACGCUGUGUCGUUGGUUUUCCGCACCCCACUACGCCUUCCGAAGAACACCGUGACUGUGACCUGUCACGCCCCUGAGUCUGUCGAACGGCCUAUCAGUGAUGUAGUUACAUUCACAUAUCCACCGUAUCCAGUCAGUAAGAUGGCUGACUCAAGCGAAAGGAAGUGGCCAUGGCAGACGCGAGAGUUGUGUAUAGAAGCCUAGACAAUCAACUCAUUGAAAUCUCUCUGUAAAUUAUCGUAGGGGCUUCGUUUGAAUCCAUCCCUAAAACAGCC